AUGGGCUUCCUCUCCUCGGCCAAGUCGCCAGCCGGCGACACCAACGACGUCACAGAGACCGUGCAAACCUCGCCCAGCCCUCGCGACACCGGCGAUGUCGCGGAUCACGACAAGAAAGAAGGAUCCGAUGGAGAAAACGGAUCUGAGGGUUACCAGGCCGGAGUGCGCGGUGUCGAAGCUGCUGCCACCGUGUGGACCAAAUGGCACCUUGUCGCUGCCUACACCUUCAUCUGGUUGAUCUACUUCGUCACCUCCACCGAGGAGGUUGUCGUGCGCGUCUUCAACCCCUACGUCACGAGCGCAUUCCAGCUGCACUCGUUGACCGCCGCCACGAACAUCAUGGCCAGCAUCAUCGGUGGCCUAUCGAAGCUGCCGCUCGCGAAGCUCCUCGACACGUGGGGUAGACCUCAAGGUCUCGCCUUGGCCCUGUUCCUCUGGAUUAUCGGAUUCAUCAUGAUGGCAGUGUGCAGGAACGUCCAGACCUACGCUGCUGCCCAGGUCUUCUCUGCUGUCGGAGCCCAGGGAGUGAGCUACUGCGUGACCGUCUUCAUUGCAGAUACCUCCGCCCUCAGGAACCGAGCCCUCAUGCUGUCUUUCGCGACUUCCCCAUACAUCGUCACCACCUGGAUCGGCGGACCGAUGGCGGACAGCCUCCUGGCCGGUCCUGGCUGGCGUUGGGGCUUUGGAAUCUUUGCUAUCAUCACCCCUGUUGUGGUUCUACCGCUCUGCUUCUUGUUCAUAUGGAGCCAGAUCAAGGCGAAGAAGGCCAAUAUUUUGCCGGAGACUAGGACCAAGCUUACUUGGGCGGGGGUCAAGAAGUAUAUGAUCGAGAUCGACCUGAUCGGCAUCAUCCUCCUCGCCGGCGGCAUGGCUCUGUUCCUCCUCCCGUUCAGCCUCUACUCUUACCAGCACGAGAAGUUCAGGUCCGCCAUGAUCAUCUGCAUGAUCGUCUUUGGCGGCCUCCUGCUCAUCGCCUUCGUGCUGUACGAGAAAUACCUGGCCCCUGUCAAGUUCAUCCCCGUCAGCCUCCUCGCCGACCGCACCGUCUUCUUCGGCGGCAUGAUGUUCCUCUUUGUCUUCUUCAACUCGAUGGUGUGGGGCAGCUACUUCACGUCGAUGUUGCUCGUGGCCUGGAACCAGUCCGUCACCAAGGCGACGUACAUCAGCAACAUCUACCGCGUCGGCUCGUGCUUCUCGGCGCUCGUCAUCGGCGUCUUCAUCCGCUGGUCGGGCCGGUUCAAGUGGGUGGCGCUGUACUUCGGCCUCCCGCUCAUGACGCUGGGCGUGGGGCUCCUCAUCCACUUCCGCCAGCCCGACACGCCGAUCGGGUACGUGAUCAUGACGCAGAUCUUCAUCGCCUUCGCCGGCGGCCCGCUCGUCAUCGCCGGCGAGUUGGCCAUGAUGGCGCCGUCGGACCACCAGCACAUCGCCGUCAUCAUGGCCAUCCUCGACCUCUUCGGCAGCUUCGGCACCGCCCUCGGCGCCACCGUUUCCGCCGCCAUCUGGACGACCGUCUUCCCCGCCGCCCUGCGUCGCCACCUCCCGCCCACGGCGCGCAUCGACCGCAUCUACUCCAGCCUCACCCUCCAGCUCGCGUACCCCGUCGGAAACCCCACAAGGGCCGGCAUCAGCCUGGCCUACGGCGAUGCCCAGAAGUACAUGCUCAUCACCAGCACAUGCGCCCUGGGCGUCGCCUUCCUGUGCGUCCUGCUGUGGAGGGAUAUCAAGAUCACGGACAAGAGGCAGGUCAAGGGUCUCGUUGUUUAAGGGGGUAGCCAGCUGGAUGGUCUAUUUAUAUCAUCGGGCCGUGGAUUCAGACCCGACACUCUCUGCUCCUUGUCGUCGAAGUGCCCAUGUUGAGAUGCGGUUUGGGAUUGUUUCCG
Molecule: messenger RNA, 1883 nt
Organism: Phialemonium atrogriseum
Lineage: Eukaryota; Fungi; Ascomycota; Sordariomycetes; Cephalothecales; Cephalothecaceae
Product: major facilitator superfamily domain-containing protein
Exons: 3
Coding region: 1-1767 (588 amino acids)
Biological process (GO): transmembrane transport
Cellular component (GO): plasma membrane
Molecular function (GO): transmembrane transporter activity
Source: RefSeq, a predicted model, not a curated record